CGUAGAUCAAACUGUAAUAACUGGGGGUGUAAUUACCUUAAAGAGUUUAGACCCAAUUAAUUAAAUUCAUUUGAAUUGAAUUAAAUUGAAUUGGUUUUACAAGGCUACUUGCCAUAUAAAAACCCAUCACUAUAGUACGCGUUAAUAAUAUGAAGAAAAGACUGGAUCGUUAUCAAUCUUUCACUCAUCCUGUUAAAGUAGAAGGUAGUCGGACCAAAAUCAGGUGGUUGGAUAAUCAUGCAGAAGAGUUGAUAGAUCCAUUGGUUGAUUCGGGAUUCUAUUAUUCACCUACUAAAACCAAUCAUAAUCGUAUAGUAUGUUCACAUUGUUCAGAGCCUGAGAAUGUAACUGAUGAAUCUGAUAUUACCACUAUACCAACAGUUCAUUAUGAAAGGAGUAAUAAAUGUUCAUUAUCACUUGUAUUAAUCUCAGGAUUAAUGAGACAGAAACAUAAAUCGAAACGAACAUUAAAGAAAUAUUGGGAGACUCAUGAACAAUCAGUGAUACGAUCUCCAUUAUCUGAUGAAGCUAAACAGUUUCGAUUAGAAUCAUUUGGUGAUACUUUCCCAACCGAUAUUCUUAGUGAUUUUGUACCGACAAGUCAAACUUUAUCAGAAGCAGGAUUCAUAUAUACUCCUAUGGAUGAUUUUGAUGAUCGAGUCGUGUGUAUAUACUGUGGAUGUUCUUUAGAUCAUUGGGAAGAAGACGAUGAGCCCUUGAAGGAACAUACAUCCAACUCUCCAGGUUAUUGUUACUUUGUAGAUGUUCUACAGUCUAACAAGACCAUCAAACCCAAACCAGUUUCAAGAGUUAAGGAAACUACCAAAGUAGCCAAACCUCCAAAAUCAAAUAAGGACGAUGUCUUCUUCGGAUUACUCAGUGAUGAUGAGGAUAACGAGUCAGAUAACAAUAACAAUAACAGUAGCAAUAACAGCAAUGAUAAUAAUAAUAAUAACAAUGUGAAUAUUGUGAUGCCGUCCAAGCUGGAACCACCGCAAAGGAAAACGUUUCUCAAUCAAACAAAGUACAGAAGAUCAUCGUUUGAGUAUAUAGAAACUGAAGAAGAACUUAGCGAUAAAGAGUCAGAAAGUGAUAUGAACGAUGACGAUUUUGUUGAAGCUAAGGCUCAGCAAGAUGAAGAUGACGAAGGGGAACAGGAAGAUAAACUGACUUCACAGAAGAAUGUAUCUAGUCCAAUACCUGUACGAAGAUCAGCCCGAGUCCGGAAAAUGGCUUCUCAGAAGGAUACCAAUGAUGAGUACUGGAACAAAUUACCAGAUGAUGGUUUAUUAGAAGAGUUCAUGGUGGCAGCCAAUAAGUAUACUUCCAAGCCCACUAAGUCUGAAGAGGAAGACGAGGAGGAUGAACAAGUAGAAGAAGAGAAAGAGAUCGAAGAGAAAGAGAUCGAAGAGAAAGAGAUCGAAGAGAAAGAGAUCGAAGAGAAAGAGAUCGAACCAGACAAGGAGGAAAAGAAAGAUGAUCAAGAAAGUGAUGAUUCAGAUGUAGACAUGGACAAAGCAGAAGAAGAAGAAGAAGAAGAAGACGAUGAUGAGUCAGAGGAGGAUGAAGAUGAAGAUGAAGAUGAAGAUGAAGAUGUCAAUGCCAACAAGACAGGAGAUUCCAUUCUUUACUCCACUACAUAUACUGAAGAAGAGUCUGAGUUCAUACCAUCUUCACCUGACUCACCUGAAAAGAAAGCGAAGAAGUCUACCACCGAAAAGAAAAUCAACAGAAAGAUACCGAAAGAAGAAGCCCCGGCUCGCCCCAAAAGAGAGUUUGAGAAAGUAGAAAAGAAUGAUCAAGUGACGGAAGACUCACUGAAAGCAAAGAGACUAAGAUUCAGUAAACGUGUUCGAUCACCAACUCCUCCUCAGUACAUUUCAUCUGAUGAUGAGACCAAUGACUAUGGAGAUGACAAAGUCGAUAAGCUUGAAAAGAAUGUGAAGAUUGUGACUAUGUCUAAGAGUCCAGAGUUACCAACGGACACUCAACCAUCUUCUCACAAACGUAAUGGACCUGUUGAACUUCCAAAGUCCAUAGAGUUAACUAAUGAUAUAGCUACUAAGUCGAGGAUAAGUCCUAUACGAAAGCGUAAACCCACCAGUAUCUUUGAUACCUCAUUAGAUGCAGAUACCUUUGGAGUACCAUUGACAAUGAAACGGCUUUCUAUUCUAGGAACUCCUAGUGUAGAACCUGAAGUGAAAGUAUCCGAAUCUCAGUCUAGUACUACUGCUGUAACACCAGUAACUACUGAUGAUUUGAAAUCAACUAAGACUGAAAUAGAACCAUCCAAGAGCUCUGAACAUGCUAAAGAACAAAGUAAACGAAUAUCGUUAGAUGUGUCUUCUCCACUGGAAGUUGAUGAAUCUGAUGAUGAUUAUGCCAACUACAUUAAGGAUAUCCAAGAAAUCAAUAAUGAACUCUCGAAGUCGAUGGAAGUGUAUUCUGGAGAAAGCAGUGAAAGUGAAGAAGAGAAGGAUAAUAAGCAUGAAGAACUGGUUGUACUUUCAAACCAACCUAAUGUUAGUAGCAGCGAGUCAUCAAGUGAGCAAAAGCAACAAACAGAGCCUGUAGAAGUCAAUGAAGAGAAUGAAGAGAGCCAUUCAAAUACUGAGAAGGAUAAGGAAAUCGGAAUUGGAAUUGGAAUUGGAAUAGCAGAGAGUCCAAUAGGUGAGAGUAGCAAUGUGAAUGAUGUUGCAGUUGCAGGUGAAGAUAAAGUUACAGAAGUAGUAAGCAACGGAGUCCUUGAACAGGAGACUAUAGAGAGCAAUGACAGUGUACAUAGAGAAACCAAAGAAAACAUGGAAGUUAGAGUGAGUGAGGUGAAAGGAGAUGAGGUUAAUGAAAGUGUGAAUGAACCUGAAACUAAACAAACUGAAGAAAGAGAAGUCAAUGAAACAGCUAAUGAAACAGUCAACUCCUUACCAACAGAUAACGACAACGAUAACGACAAUCAAGAUACAAAACCAGAAUCAUCUCCAGAAGUGAAAGGCCCUGAGACCAGUACCGCAGAACAACCAGUAAGUGAGCUUAACUAUAACAAUGAAAGCGAAUAUGAAACUAAGAAUGACAUGCCUCAAAGUGAAGCAGGAAAUGACAGUCUGUUUCACAAUCAAAGUGAUGCCAGAGAUAAUGAAUCAGGUGCAACCUCAGUGAAAACACCCACCCAUCAAUUGACAACUGUUCAGCAUGACCCAGUUACUUCACCAGUCGAUCAAUACACUCCAUCUCAGCCAUUCGAUCAGACAAAUACAAACGAAAAGGUCACUCAUCAACCACCAGUAACUCAAACUUCAGCUGAGCAUACUCUAACUAAAUUAUCCGGUAAUUUUAGUGGACUUUUAGAUUCUAGUACUCCUCAUAAAGAAAGAAGUUCGAAUGGUGGCACUACUAAGUCGUCUGCUCCGACCAUACAAAAAUGGCAGGCAAGACCUCUUGGGCAAUUCAUUGAAAAUUUAGCCAACAUGGAAGAAACUGCUUCGGAAUUAAGAAGCUUGGCUACUCUAGAAUAUGAGCUCAAUAAUGAUCCUGGAGAUCUAACUAGUUUUAUAUCGGAAAUGCCAGAGAAUGAAGAAGACAUGACUAUUAAGCAGUGGGUUGAACACUGUGCUACGAAUUCCAGUGCUAUUCUUCGAGAGUCAUGUGAAGAGAUGCGCCAGUUCAUUAUAGAGGAAUAUCAACGAGCUAUUAAGUAUAUAGAAUCAUUACCUACUAGUUCGUAAGUGUAUAUAUGUAAAGUAGUAAAGUAGUAAUAUAAGAAGUCAUGUG
Messenger RNA from Scheffersomyces amazonensis, 3768 nucleotides. RefSeq lists its product as uncharacterized. The coding region runs from base 150 to 3722 and encodes 1190 amino acids. NCBI's taxonomy places the organism in Eukaryota, Fungi, Ascomycota, Pichiomycetes, Serinales, Debaryomycetaceae. The record is from RefSeq and is a predicted model, not a curated record. The transcript has a single exon.